This is a messenger RNA of Tribolium castaneum (red flour beetle), 1063 nucleotides long. It is a transcript of the gene Naxd, whose product is annotated as NAD(P)HX dehydratase. Gene Ontology annotation, biological process: metabolite repair. Gene Ontology annotation, molecular function: ATP-dependent NAD(P)H-hydrate dehydratase activity. The coding region runs from base 50 to 1039 and encodes 329 amino acids. The transcript is spliced from 3 exons. The record is from RefSeq and is a predicted model, not a curated record. Lineage: Eukaryota; Metazoa; Arthropoda; Insecta; Coleoptera; Tenebrionidae.
AGGUUCCUGCAAAUUUGUAAAGUGAGUGGUGUCAAGUCAUUGCAAUGAAAUGUCAUUACCAAGACCGGCUUUGAUGAUCAAUACUUGCCUACAAAGUGUUUUCAAGCUAAAAUCAAGCCGUUUUCUUGUAAAAAACUACUCAAACUGUGUCAAAAUGGAUGAAAACAGCAUUAUUGCCUUGACUAAACAGCUGGCUCCACCUCUCACCAACGAUAAACACAAGGGCCAGGCUGGUCGUAUCGGUGUUUUUGGCGGAAGCUUGGAAUAUACCGGUGCACCGUAUUUUGCUGCAAUUGCUUCGCUGAAAGUUGGGGCCGAUUUGAGCCACGUUUUCUGUGCGAGGGAAGCAGCACCUGUUAUAAAAUCGUACAGUCCGGAGCUCAUCGUCCACCCACUGCUGGACGCCCCUGGGGCCGCUGCCCAGAUCGAGCCCUGGCUGGAUCGGCUGCAUGUGGUGCUCAUAGGGCCUGGCUUGGGCCGAGAAGCCUCCACAUUUAAGGUCAUCGACGAGGUGGUCGAGAUGUGCAAAGUUCGCAAAAAGCCUUUAGUGAUAGACGCCGAUGGUCUCUACUACGUCUCGAUAAACCCAGAUGUUCUCCGCGAGUAUCCCUCCCCUGUAAUUCUCACCCCCAACGUCAUGGAAUUUACAAGACUAAUCGGGUCUAAUGGCGAAGGGAAUAAAAAAGAACAAUCCGGGAAUUUCCUUGCAUUAGCAAAAAAUAUUACGAUUUUAUGCAAAGGACACGACGAUGAAAUUUUUAACAGGGAGGCGCUUGUCAGGGUCGUUGGGGGAGGCUCCGGGCGCCGCUGUGGGGGCCAAGGCGACCUGCUUUCGGGGGCUGUGAGCACCUUCCUGGCUUGGGCUUUGGAGCAGCUGAAACCUUGCGACAAUCGCCCCCUGAUUGCCGCAUUCGCUGCUUGUAAACUAGCGAGGGCUUGUAAUGCGAGAGCUUUCGCCAAAUAUGGCAGGAGUAUGACUUGUAGCGACAUGAUCCACGAGAUUCAUCCCGUUUUUGAUGAGCUUUUUGAAAGGAGAUAAUUCAAAAUAAAUCUUUGAUAGAGA